Agelaius phoeniceus (red-winged blackbird) is the source of this 717-nucleotide messenger RNA. NCBI's taxonomy places the organism in Eukaryota, Metazoa, Chordata, Aves, Passeriformes, Icteridae. The record is from RefSeq and is a predicted model, not a curated record.
AUGGCCGCUCCGCCACGGCUCGUCCCGGGAUCCUCCCUGCGCGGCUCCGCCUCCGCCGGGAACCCGGAUCGGGGCGGCGGAGCCGGCACCGCCCGGCACGGCCGGGAUCGGGAGCAGCGCUUGCGGCGCCGUCCGGCGCCAUCGGGGUCGGCUCUCCCGGCACUGCCCGGUACGGCUGAGAUCGUGAUCGGAGUCUCUGGCCUGAUAUGGGUGACCCCUCUCUCCCUUGCCUUGCAGACGGACCAGCAGGCAGAAGCCCGUGCCUUCCUCAGCGAGGAGAUGAUUGCGGAGUUCAAAGCCGCCUUCGACAUGUUUGAUGCUGAUGGUGGUGGAGACAUCAGCACCAAGGAGCUGGGGACGGUGAUGAGAAUGCUGGGCCAGAACCCCACCAAAGAGGAGUUGGAUGCCAUCAUUGAGGAGGUGGACGAGGACGGCAGCGGCACCAUCGACUUCGAGGAGUUCCUGGUCAUGAUGGUGCGCCAGAUGAAAGAGGAUGCCAAAGGCAAGUCUGAGGAGGAGCUGGCCAACUGCUUCCGCAUCUUCGACCGGAAUGCAGAUGGGUUCAUUGACAUUGAGGAGCUGGGUGAGAUCCUGAGGGCCACUGGGGAGCCUGUCACUGAUGAGGACAUAGAGGACAUGAUGAAGGACUCAGACAAGAACAACGAUGGCCGCAUCGACUUUGAUGAGUUCCUGAAGAUGAUGGAGGGUGUGCAGUAA